This is a messenger RNA of Magallana angulata, 1114 nucleotides long. RefSeq names its product transmembrane protein 41A-like. Lineage: Eukaryota; Metazoa; Mollusca; Bivalvia; Ostreida; Ostreidae. The transcript is spliced from 6 exons. Bases 304 to 1044 code for a protein of 246 amino acids. The record is from RefSeq and is a predicted model, not a curated record.
UCAUGCACCAGACGAUGUAAACAAAGUUGAAAGUACACGAAUGCAGAAUGAAUUGAACGAUAUUACAUAAUUACUUCCUUUUCUUAACUUGAUGAUACCCAAAACAUUUGCAAGAUUGCCUUAUUAGGGUAUGUAACUGUUAAUGUCCUUGAUAGGUUUUGACGAAAACAGAGAAAAGAACGACGAAAAGAAACUGCACUAAUUAACCGUCAAAGUUUGACUCGAACGGGUGAAAGAUUUGUUCAUGCAUCAUCUUUGUACAGAAAAUAGGUUAAUAGUAGAAUUUAUUUGAUAUUCUCCACCAUGGAACCUAUUAUAUGGAUUCCAGUUAUUUUGGCUGGAAUGAGCACAUGGCUGUAUGUAUUGUCAACCAAUAUACCAGAGUUAGCAGCAAACAGUACUCUUAAAGGUGAACUGAAGUUCCCUACAUCAUUAGAGGACAUCAAAUCUGUUUCGGACCUGUUGAUGAUGUACAAAGAUGAACAUUUUCUGUAUGUGCUCGUGUUAUUCUGCAGUGCCUAUAUCUACAAACAAACAUUUGCAAUUCCUGGUUCAGUUUUCAUGAACCUUUUGGCUGGUGCCCUGUUUGGAGUGUGGAAAUCUUUCCCUCUGGUUUGUUUCCUGACUGCUACAGGGGCCACGUGUUGCUACAAUCUGUCAAAAUACUUUGGCAAACAAUACGUUAUCCGUUACUUUCCAGAAAAAGUCAAAUUCAUGCAAGAAAAGGUGGAAAACAACUAUGACAGUUUGUUCUUCUUCCUUUUGUUCCUGAGAUUUUUCCCAAUGUCGCCAAACUGGUUUUUAAAUGUAUCAUCUCCAAUACUCAAUAUUCCGGUGCAUAUGUUCUUUUUCUCAGUGUUCAUUGGUUUGAUGCCCUAUAAUUUUAUAUGUGUCCAGACCGGUAGCAUGUUGUCUCAGAUCUCUAGUAUGGAGGAUGUGUUUACAUCAGGGACCCUUCUUAAGUUGGCAGCCAUUGCUCUGGUAGCCCUUGUGCCAAGUUUUAUCAUGAAGAAACUGAAGAACAACAAACUCAAAGCAGUGUGAACAAAAUUGAUAAUACGGUGCAAAAACUGUGUUAAAACUUUUAUUGCAAAUUAAUAAAAUUUGAAGUUGA